Molecule: messenger RNA, 5224 nt
Organism: Neopelma chrysocephalum (saffron-crested tyrant-manakin)
Lineage: Eukaryota; Metazoa; Chordata; Aves; Passeriformes; Pipridae
Gene: ST6GALNAC1
Product: ST6 N-acetylgalactosaminide alpha-2,6-sialyltransferase 1
Exons: 14
Coding region: 2577-4223 (548 amino acids)
Molecular function (GO): alpha-N-acetylgalactosaminide alpha-2,6-sialyltransferase activity
Source: RefSeq, a predicted model, not a curated record
GAGGGGACGGCGACACUGGAGUGUCCUCAUGACGGGAUGGUGGCACUGAGGAGUCCCCGUGGCUGCGGCCCCCCGCUGCCACAGCAGGCAGGGACGAUCGCCAGAGCACACACAUGUCCCCGCCGGGCCCCCGUGCGGCAGGGCGGGCUUGUCCCCGCCCGCCCUCCCUAACCCGCCAUGUCAGGGGGGGGGCCGCUCCCGCCCUCACAGCGAUGGCGGCGGCCCAGAGGGGCUUCGUGUGGGCUCCGUGAGGCGCCCGAAUUUAGGAGCUCGCUAAACACGGACACACAGCCUAGUUUGGGAAAGGACGCAUUGUUCAUCCCGCUCAUUGCGCCUCCGCAAAUCAGGCAGCCCAAGGGGUGAAAAGUCACCUCUUUUAUGCAGUAAAGUUCACACGAGCCUGCCCGCCUAAUACAUAUUUGCUUGGGUGAUGUGAUCUUACCUCCAACACAGAGCUCUUUUCUUCAUUAAACAACUUCUGUUGUAGAAGUUACCAGAAGUUAUCUGGCAACUUCAGUUUUGUUUACAAAAGGGUGCGAGGUGGAGGUUUCCACGAGUCAAACACACCAAAGGGCUAACCUAAACACAGGCCUACAGCGCUCACAGCUGGAAAAAAGCUCAUACACUGCAUGUUCGUAAAAGGUGAGGUGCGGGAGAGGCAGAGCGAGCGCUGUUUAUCCUCUGGAGGGUGCUGUUGUUUUGUACAAACAGCAGAGAGGGCCCGCAAACCUCCGAGGGAACAUUUCGGGUGCUGUUUGCUUUAGGGAGGAUUAAGGAUGUGCUGUCCUUUUCUCCUUCACAAAUCUCUCACGAACCCUGUAUGUUGUGAUCCACCUGUUCUCCACCAUUCCUGAGACUGGCUAAACUUAGCUAAUGACUCAGAUUUUCUGAGCAAAUCCUCCUGAUCAGGACCAGGACUUUUUUUUUAACAUCUCUUAAAACUUCUCUUGAUCCCCCAGCCCCCAACAACUGAGCUCUUUUUCACCUGUGGGAUGAGUAUUUGUUGGCUCAGUGGAGGUAUUUCCUACUGUAAUGUGUGUGACAUUGUUCUAAUGGUCUUGAAUUUUAUUGCCUUGUUUUAUAACUCAUACAGAUAUAACUGCAAUCCUUACAAAGGAGGUGAUGUCUUGGAUCGUUGCCUCUGUCAUUUGUCUUCCUUGUCAACACUGUUACAGCCUUUUUAUCAGAGAGGAAACCAGUACCCUGUGUGCUGUAAGUAAAAUUUUGAAAUCAGUUUAUAACACUGCCUAUGACUCAGUUUGUUCUAAUUUUGCUCCUGAUAAUUGAUGGAAGCAGAAAUUAACUCAGGAUGCUGGUUUUGAGGAAAUGGGAGGAGUGUUGGAAGUGGUUAGUUUGUAGUAAGUGAAGAUGGUCUUAUUGGUUCAGUAACUCUUCUGAAAGGUGAUGCUUUGACUCUGUAGUGCCUUCCAGCAUCAGAGGACUGGUGUCAUCUUCUUUCCAUUUCCAGAUACCCCAAAUUCUGGGAGCUGAGGAGAAAGCUGCAGUCUGCUGGCAGUAGCUGCUUCUGACAAGCACUGCUGGUGCAUGGGGUACAGGCAGAACCCCCCUGUGUGACAUGGCUGGUUCAGCUCAGAGCACUAUAUAGUGAGAUAUCCUCUCUGAGGAUGCCAGUGCUUCAUAUGUGAAGCAAGUUCUGACUUCAGAGACUUUCUGUCUGGAAAAGUGUGCGAUGCUUUAGCAGAGCUCCUCAUACUCCUUUCAGCCAGGACUGCCUGGCAGCAUCCACUGAAGGACCCCCAGUAAGAUUCCCAACCUGAAAGCUUUGGCUUCUGGAGAUGACUGCUGAACAGGGAGAGGGGAACAAGAAACUAAGCUUGCCAAGCUAAGCCUUUGCUAGCCCACAGGCAUGACCAUUGAGCAGUCACAUGCUGGAGGCAAUGUCAUUAUUCUUCUCUCCCACUUACAACUCACUCAGUUCUUCUAUCAUCAGGUAAUACUGUGAACAGGUCCAAACACCCCCAGCUCCUUUAGCAGCUCUUUAUUCCACUGGCUUCCAGUCAAGUACUGGUUAUGGUACAAUGUAACCAUCACUGAAAGACAAGUUUACCCUGCAGCAAAGGCUGGAUCAAUUUGUAGAAUAGCUCUGUUCUUAAAACACAUCUUGUGAUGUUCUGUUCCAUAACCCAGAGACAUGGGAAAAUGGAAAGCACACAGGGCACAGGCAAGUCAACAAAAUUUGACACCUAGCCCUCUGGAGAACAUGCCCAUAGAUAAAUUUUUGGCACAGUUCAAAUGGCAGCCGACACCCACAACACACACAGUUUAAGAUCUAAUAGCAAUGAAGUUUGUUUAUGAACAAAAAAAAAAAACCCAAACCAGGCAAAUCUGCCUUUUAUAUGUCCAGGAUGUAAUAAGGAUGUAGUUAAGUGGAUGUGCAAUUAAAUGGACCAUUGGAGAUGAAAAAGGGCUGACAGAUAACCACCUUCACUUGCUGAUCCCAGGUGCAGUUUGCUUUAAAACAAAGUCAUCUUGUUUUUACAGCACUGAAGAAUAGAAGAACUUCUUCUGUUGUGGUCGCUGAUGUUGGUAACUGGGCAACUGAACAUGGGGCAGCAAUGCUGGGUUUGGAGUCUCUACACCACGAGAGAAGCAGCAUCUCCUGGGAUUGCAGGAAAUUGAACAUCUUUCAACAUGCCCCAGAUACGCAACAAGUGGACAACCAAGAGCAACAGGGUUUAAACUGUUCUGAUAAUGGGAACUCUAGGAGGUUUUUAGAGGUGACUUUGGGGAGAGACAUCACAAAGCUCAAAAAAGAUAUGGUGGAGAAGACACCAAGAUGGAAAGGAAAGGAGGAGAAGAAAAUGAUGGAACCGCUUAGUGGGGUUAAGGAAGCCAAGAACAUGGUUGUGAAACCAUCACCUCAGUUGGAGGAAAUCAAGAAGAUAACAGUGAAAACAGCCCCUGUGGUGCAGGGAAACAAGGAGAAAACAACAGUGAGACCAGCUCCAGGGAUGGAGCAGGAAAAGACAACAGUGAAACCCCUUCCCAGGGCGCAGGAAGCCAAGGAGAAGGCAACAGUGAAACCAUCCUCUGGGGUGAAGGGAGCUCAUGAAAACAACACAUCCAAAGACCAAUCAAAACCCAAAGAGCCUCCUGCGUCAGUGAAAACUGUAACACCUGUUCCUCAGGCUGCUGCACUGACAAAAAAGACAAAACUGAGCGCUGCUAACUACACAUCUGAGCCACACUGGGAUUUCGAGGACAAGUACCUGCUGGAUAACUCCUCUCCAGCAUCGACCUGCUCUGAAUCAGUGAGGGCCAGAGCUGCCAAGUCUGACUGGCUGCGAGAUCUCUUCCUGCCCAACAUCACAAUCUUCACAGACAAGAGAUACUUCAAUGACAGUGAAUGGAACCGCCUGGAGCAUUUUAUACCCCCAUAUGGCUUCAUGGACCUGAAUUAUUCACUGGUGAAGGAGGUCAUGUCCCUGCUGCCCCCGAAUCCCCACCAGCAGCUGCUCCUGGCCAACCAUAACAGCAGCAUUCCAACAUGCAUCAGCUGUGCUGUCGUGGGGAAUGGAGGAAUACUGAAUAACUCUGGGAUGGGCCAGGAGAUUGACUCCCAUGACUAUGUCUUCCGGGUGAGCGGGGCUGUAAUCAAAGGUUACGAAAAAGAUGUGGGAACAAAAACCUCCUUUUAUGGAUUCACAGCCUUCUCCCUGGUUUCCUCUCUUCAGAUCUUGGGACACAAAGGGUUCAGCAACAUCCCACGGGAGAAACAUGUCAAAUACAUUCACUUCCUGGAGGGAGCUAGAGACUAUGAGUGGCUGCAGGCUCUUCUGUUCAACAAGGACAUCAGGAAAGGAUUCUUGAACCUCAGCGGGCAGAAGCCCCGGCAGAAAUUUGACAAAGAUUUCACAAUGGACAGAUACCUGGUGGUUCACCCUGAUUUCCUCAGAUACAUGAAAAACAGGUUUUUAAAAUCUAAAAAUCUGGAAAAGCCCUACUGGAGGCUGUACAGACCCACAACUGGGGCCUUCCUGCUGCUGACUGCCCUCCACCUCUGUGACCGGGGAGCUCCCCAUCUUUCCCAGGUGAGUGCCUAUGGCUACAUCACGGACGGGCACGAGAAGUACUCGGAUCACUACUACGACAAGGACUGGAAGCGGCUGAUUUUCUACAUUAACCACGACUUCAAACUGGAGAAGGAGGUGUGGAAAAAGCUUCACGAUGAGAAUAUCAUAAAGCUUUACCAGAGAUCCUGAUUGUGUGGCAAGGGCCAUUGCUUGGGAAAUCUCAGCACCUCACUGGGAAGAGAAGAGGACCACCAGAGCCAAGGUUAGUUCUGGGCUGCCAGGCACAUUUCAUCCCCACAAAGAUAUUUCCCUCCUUCAGCACCUCUAUUCUUUCACAACACUUGCACAAAUGUGUGAAUGCUGCAGACCCAGAGAAGAACAAGAAAAUGCAGAGUGCCAACAAAAUCCUUGUGGCUGUGCUGCAAGACUCCUGCUGGUUUUUGUAGGCACAGGUAUUGGGAAAACAGAAUCCAGGAUAGAUCUGGAUAGCAUAUGGUCCAGUGUCCUUUAUUUAAUCCAAGUUUUCUCUCUUUGCAAGGAGAUGCUCCUCAGGCUGGGGCUACUUCUGUUCUGGUGGAUCCUCUCCAUUAGUGAUGCCCACUGUGCAGUUGGGUGUUGUCUAAACAAGCUCCCUCAGGAGCCAGUGGAUGGAGAUGCACACACAGGCCCUGUCUCAGCUUGACUUUAUUUCUGGAGGUGCUGCUCUCACUCUGCUCCCUGCAGAUAAAAAGGGUGGACUGGACACUUCCAGGUGACUAACUCAAGAGAGAAUGAGUCUCACUUCUGCUUCCCAGUGUGGCCUUGUGACACUUCCAAAGGAGCACUGCCAUCAGCUCAGGGGCAGGUAACUGCUCUCCAUGGUGCAGCAGACAUGCAGUACCUGGUGCCUCUUGCUCCAGGGAUCCCAUGGCUGCACAAAAUGUGAAUUUUUUGGCAUGGUCCUGGUGUGCCAAGUCCUUGCUUAGCUGGACUUUGUCAUGCUUGGCUCCCAGCUGUGCCCAGAGCGCUGUGUCUGUCCUCCUGCCAGGGAAGGUGGGAGCUCUCCAAGCCCAGGGAUGGAUGCUACCCUUCCUUGCUGCUGGCUGGAGUGCCUGUCCCCCACAGUGCUGUGUCCAGGACACGUGCAGCAUGUUGGCCUUCUCAAAGGGCUUUUGUACAUAAAAUAAAUGGCACUACUUUGGCCAAGCUGA